AUGCUACCACAAUGCAGAGCGUUACAGGGUAUAUGAAAUCCAACUUCAACGGAGCAAUCUUCUACUCUUAGCUCCAUCCCGUUCGUCGGAGUAGCAGAACAGGAAGUAGCGGCACAGAUAGCAGAAUCAAAUGCGGAAACAUCAGUGGAUAUGGAUGUCCCUAUCACAAGAAACAUCACAGACGCCAUACCUACCAUAAUCACGGCCACAGUACCAUCGAGCACAUCCAAGACAGAAACAGGGAAUCAAAUCUUCGACAACAUAACUGUUAGCGGAACCGAUAAGUAA
This is a messenger RNA of Cylicostephanus goldi, 288 nucleotides long. The record is from the annotation of a GenBank genome assembly. NCBI's taxonomy places the organism in Eukaryota, Metazoa, Nematoda, Chromadorea, Rhabditida, Strongylidae.